Molecule: messenger RNA, 3963 nt
Organism: Mytilus californianus (California mussel)
Lineage: Eukaryota; Metazoa; Mollusca; Bivalvia; Mytilida; Mytilidae
Product: transmembrane protein 26-like
Exons: 3
Coding region: 77-1150 (357 amino acids)
Source: RefSeq, a predicted model, not a curated record
UAGUGUUAACUUUGUGUUAAAACCCAAUAAUUUAUGUAUUCGGAUUUAUAAAUGGUUACCAUUUAACAAGAAAACAAUGUUAAAAAAUCUGUGGAAUAUUAUAUCAGCUGUAGCUGUUCGUGUGAUUUUAAUGGUCCAUUGCUUUUUAGCAGUAUGGAGAGCUGCUGAUGUGAAAAACAAUGAUUUAUACUGGCUUAUGGCUUUGACCAAUGUUUUUAUGGUGGCUGAAGGAAUAUUCAGAAUAGUGAAAAAAGAUGCCCAAGAAUCCAAAUGGUUUAGUCCCUGUAUAUUGUUUUACUUAGCGGGGACAGUACCAGCUAUAUGGAUACUUGAAAUUGACAGACUUGAGAAAUUUACAGAAAUCAGUGCAUCAGCAAAUAUAACAAAUGCUCAAAACGAGGCACUAUCUGCAAUAAAUGGGGUAACACUUCCAGUGAAACUUGACGCGGACACUUGGGUAUCCGUGUUAGAACAGUCUAUGUUAUUUAUAUUCAUUCUGGCAAGAUGGAUGUUGCCUAGAGGACGAAUUACACGUGACCAGUUAUCACAAUUGCUAUUUGUUUAUAUUGGAUCAGCAUCUGACGUCAUGGAAUUAUUUGUUGUGUUUGAAGAACCUGAAAUUAGGUCAGACUUAUACCUAAGCUAUGCUACACUAGGAGUCUGGUCAUUGAGCUUGUUUCAGUUUUGUUUGAUACUAACCUCAACCAGGGAUAUCGGUGGUAAAACAUUUGCAAGGGAGACUGACCUGGAAAAUGAGGUCCCAGAAAAUACACCAAUGGGUGAAGAAAAGGAAAAAAUGCCAAGUUGCUGCGAUAGAGUAUUUGAAGUCGAAAUUUGGAGCUUAUGUAUUUCUAUGUUUUUACAAGAUGGUCCGUUUUUAGUUGUCAGACUGUACUCAAUAAUUGUUAAGGGGGUAUUGUCUUACGGAAUACUUUUCUUUACGGCCAAAAAUGUGCUUGUUCUUUGUUUACAGUUCUAUCGCAUAGUAGUGAUAUGUAAGAAAAUAAACACUGUUGGCUCAGAGGAAGAAGACAAACCCACUCCUUUGAAAGCUAGAAAGUCAGUGGCGCCUGAAAAGAAAACAUCAAAGCAAUCACUAAUAUCAAAUAUUGGCUCCACCUCAACUAAAAACAGUUUUCUUGAUCCAUAGAAGAUAGUCAACAAACAUACUAACUAAAAACGAUAAUCUUGUUUUUAAUACAUACAGUACUGACUAACUAAAUUAUUGGCAAAUAGUACCACACGGGAUUACAGGCUAACACCCUGAUGGUACCACAUCUUAUACAUAUCAAUUUGAUAUUUUGAUAUUCAGACCGUGUGAACAUUAAAGAAAACAAGCUUACAUGACAAAUUUGUGCUAUUUUUGUUGGCGGUAAACUUUUAAAAAAAAACUUUUAUAUGUUCGAGGUCAAAUAAAAAAAGCUGAAAUAUAAACACAUUGUAAAUGUCGAUGAAAGAUAUCACAAGAAUUUACUUUGAGACUUUAUGAUAUACAUACAUAAACAUUAGUUAAUAUAUCUUGCCAUGAUCAUUAGAAAAAAUAGUGUCUUGUAAUUUCUAAGUUUUGUUUUAAGAUACACAGCACGUUACAAUCGUAAAGAUUUUUUAUACGUAUUUGCUUCUUGUGUCUUAUUUUCUUAUUUUCUCAAUUUGAAGUUCAACAGUUUGACACCCCCCCAUUUUUUACCAGCAUUUUUUAUUCGUAGCCGAGACUUAUCAUAAUAUAUUUAGUUGAGUAUGUUCAGAUUUUAUUUACUUGCAAAUAUAUUUUUUUACUUUAUAAUCAAUAUUAUCGACAAUUUUCGAUACAAUGCUUUUUCAAGUAUCGAAAUCAUCUACACUUUGCGUUUUUGUUUGAAAUAGAUAUCGAGUAUAAGCGACAUUUUGAUAAAUGGUCACAUUCAAAUAGAUGUAUUCAAAGAUGUGUACAUAAUAUGUAUAUAGUGCUACAGAGAUAGUUCGGACAAAUGUUCCUGAAACUUAAAAUAUGUAGUAACAGAGUUCAAAUUGGAGAGAAACUCCGGGAUAUUCUUGAUAUUAAUUCCAGGAGGAAAUAGAGUAAGUGAUGGAACAGAUUUAUUUGACAGAACAAUGAUUUUAUGCUAUGACAUGUUUUAAUGAUUUUUUAUAUACCUAUAUAAAUCCGAAUAUCACAUUUCCGUGAGAAAGACACAGUGUUCAUUCGUUAUUUGCUUAGUGGCAAAUAUUACAUACCUGUAUUUAGACAUAUCGUUCGUUUUAUACAUAUUGCUUCAUGAAAUAUUUGUGUUGGUAUUUAGACACACUUGGUUUAAUAAUAUGUACUUCAGUAAAGAAAUUUCGAGAGAGAAAGAAAAAUUAGACGACAAAUGUUCGUAAUAGCGCGCUUGUAAAAAAAAAAAGAUGUACAUAUAUUUGUUCGUUUAUAUUUUUCCUUUAUGCAUUUUGAAAUAUUAUUUGUUACUAAUUUAUACAUGCUGAUACGGGAGUAUCAGAUAGGGAGCGACGGGAUAAUAUGACCAGAAAAUUGUUCGUUCAAAGUUCACUUUUAGGAUUUGUAUAUUUUUAUAAUUCAUGCUUUUUAUUGUCAUUCCGAGUCAUCAUUGGUUUUUAAUAAUUCAAUAGCUCAUUGUAUGUUACACUAUUCAAAAGUUACUUGUAUUUAACACUUAACUAUAAUCCUUUCAUUUGAAUUAAUUAUCAAAGAUUUAUAUCCGUGUCUAUGAUUAAAGAUUGUGUAACAAAGAAUAUAGAUAAAUUAACACUAAGUGAUAACUGCCGAAAGCCAUUCUUCACAAACUUAUACGAAACAUGUUUUUAAUCCGUAAUCCCCGCUUUCGACAAAACGCGAUUUAUAAUAUUUGAUAACAAGAUAUUUUGAUUGGUUCCUUUUCCGCAUGUCAAUCAGUCUUUUGAAAUUGUAUUUUAUAUAUGUUUUAUGUUGUUAUUCAGUUAUGUUUUAAUGUUUGAAAAAGAUAGAUGCGAAAUAAAUAUGAAAACUUUCCAGCGACUUGGACUUUAUCUGAGAUACCGCUAGUUUCCCCCGAAACUAAAUGAUGUGACAGAGGUGACCAAUAACCUGGUCAUAGUAUUUCCAUGUACUGUGAUAAUAAUCUUGUUAAUUUUAUUCGCUUUUUCACAUAUUUGAACAAGCAUUGUUUAUUUUUUUUUAUUAUCGUUAUCAUUCAUAAUGUAGUCCAAGUUUUUCGAAUUAUUUGUAUGAAAAGACUUUAGUUCCUUAGAACAUGACAACAAACAUAACUCGUUCUGAAGUUAUUUUAGCGGGUAAAAGUUAUUACAACUUUUAUUUGUGUCUUUCGAUAUGACAAUUUACAAAUUAGGACAUAUUGACACAUUUUAGACCAAAAUUACUAAUAAGAAGUUAGUUACUUUUUUAUUCAUCCCUCUCUCUCUCUAUAUAUAGAUAUAUAUAGUAUAUAUAAUAUUAUUUCAUAAAUCUUGAACUGACUCUAAGUAUGAAUCUUAUAGUAUGAGUUAUUCCGUUUACUGAAUUCAUAAUGUGAAAAUUAAAAGUGCUAACAGUUACACGAAAACAGGUAAAUCUGUGACAUACUAUGCAUGGAUAGUGCAAUAGUAAAUCUGUGACAUACUAUAAUAGAAAAACAAAGGAUAUGGGGUAUCCAUCAAUGACACAAAAUCAGUAUGCAUGGAUAGUGCAAUAGGUACAAACCAUUUGAAUCGCUUUCCAAUGCAAUUAAAAACAUCUCCUUGCUAUAAAAAGACAAGUGUUUUCCAAAAAUGUAAUGCAUUUGCUGUAUAAAUUGUAUUUGUAUAUUGUUUUUUGUUUGUUAUUGUGUUAAUGUUGUUAUUAUACUGUCAAGUUUUUGACACUCUUUUACGAAUCUUGUAAAAUUGUGAUCUUGUAGGCUAGUCGUUAAAUUAAACAACUUUAACUUUUUUCCUCAAUGUCUAUAAUUAGUCAUACUUUAUACCAUUUUAAAGAUUAUACGCAUUUACAACUAC